AUGGCGGCAAAAAACUGCGUCUUUUCUAGUACGAGAGCAGUCUAUCGUCAAAGUAUUCUCCAAUCACCCACUCGAAAACGUACCAACUCAGAGGUCCAUGACACUUCGCAGCCACGGAAAGCGUUUGGCGACCUUGACGACACGGUGGAUUCCGACACUUCAAUCGAGAUAUUCGAGGGUAACCUGUUUUCAGGGAAGAAGAAACUGAAGGGGUGCAAAGGACUUGUGUGGGAAGCAACCCAAGCCCUUUAUUCUCGUGAAACCGUUCCCGCAGAGUCUGCAUCCUUCUCCUACCAGACUGGGAAGCGCAAGCUCACCAAGGCGCGUAGAGCAACAUCUGGCCCAAGCUCAUGGCUUUCUUUUCUCCCGUUUUCAUCCUCCAAAACUACGAAACACGACUAUGAGUUCAUGCUUACGCUUAUUCACGACCUCGUCGUUCCUCCGCCAACCAACUCCGCUAACUUGAGUCCCAAAUCUCCGCAAUUGGCCCAAGCAGAUCCACAUGAAAUGCUGGCUUCCUACGCCCAAACAUGCUCUGCGAAGCACCUGUCGCUGUCUACGCUUCUUCAAGAGCCGGAUAUAGCAGGUCACACUGCCAUCUAUUGA
This is a messenger RNA of Suillus fuscotomentosus, 606 nucleotides long. RefSeq lists its product as uncharacterized. The coding region runs from base 1 to 606 and encodes 201 amino acids. NCBI's taxonomy places the organism in Eukaryota, Fungi, Basidiomycota, Agaricomycetes, Boletales, Suillaceae. The transcript is spliced from 2 exons. The record is from RefSeq and is a predicted model, not a curated record.